Schizosaccharomyces japonicus yFS275 is the source of this 2448-nucleotide messenger RNA. Its product is annotated as 19S proteasome regulatory subunit Rpt4. The coding region runs from base 4 to 1173 and encodes 389 amino acids. Gene Ontology annotation, cellular component: nucleus; proteasome regulatory particle, base subcomplex; proteasome complex. Gene Ontology annotation, molecular function: ATP binding; ATP hydrolysis activity; protein domain specific binding. Gene Ontology annotation, biological process: proteasome regulatory particle assembly; nucleotide-excision repair; positive regulation of RNA polymerase II transcription preinitiation complex assembly. The transcript has a single exon. NCBI's taxonomy places the organism in Eukaryota, Fungi, Ascomycota, Schizosaccharomycetes, Schizosaccharomycetales, Schizosaccharomycetaceae. The record is from RefSeq and is a predicted model, not a curated record.
CACAUGACUGAUCCAAGACAGGUAGCAUUGCAAAAAUACAAACAGGCGCUGUUGCAGCACCGUGAAUGGGACGCCAAGCUCAAGGAGCUGCGCUUCGGUAACAAAGGUCUCGUUCGCGACUUUGAAAAAACAGAGGACGACAUCAAGUCGCUGCAGUCUGUCGGUCAAAUUAUCGGAGAAGUCCUCAAACAGCUGGACGACGAACGAUUCAUCGUAAAAGCAAGCUCCGGACCGCGUUAUGUGGUUGGAUGCCGUAACAAUCUCGACAAAACGCGUCUUCUACAGGGAGUUCGUGUAUCGCUGGAUAUGACUACAUUGACAAUUAUGCGGCUUCUGCCUCGGGAAGUCGAUCCACUCGUAUACAACAUGUCCGUUGAGGAUCCAGGAGAAAUUACAUUUGCAGGUGUCGGUGGUUUGAGUGAACAAAUCCGCGAAUUGCGUGAAGUCAUUGAAUUGCCUUUAAAAAAUCCAGAACUCUUCUUGCGUGUUGGUAUCAAACCCCCCAAAGGUGUGCUGUUAUACGGUCCUCCCGGUACGGGUAAGACCCUGUUGGCGCGUGCUGUAGCCUCCACACUUGGCGUCAAUUUCCUCAAGGUUGUCUCUAGUGCGAUUGUCGACAAAUACAUUGGAGAAUCAGCCCGUAUUAUUCGCGAGAUGUUUAGCUAUGCCAAAGAACACGAGCCCUGUGUCAUUUUCAUGGAUGAGGUUGAUGCUAUUGGUGGUCGUCGUUUCAGUGAAGGUACUUCUGCUGAUCGUGAAAUCCAACGUACACUUAUGGAACUGCUCAACCAAAUGGACGGUUUCGAUACCCUUGGCCGUACAAAGGUGAUUAUGGCUACCAAUCGUCCAGACACGCUUGAUCCUGCCUUGUUACGUCCUGGUCGUCUUGACCGGAAAAUCGAGAUUCCCUUGCCAAACGAAGUGGGUCGGAUGGAGAUUCUGAAGAUUCAUCUUUCCAAGGUCGCCAAACAGGGAGACAUUGACUACGAGGCCAUCGUCAAGUUGACUGAUGGUACGAAUGGUGCAGAUCUUCGGAACGUCGUAACAGAGGCCGGUUUCGUUGCUAUUAAGGAAGACCGUGACUAUAUCAUUCAGUCCGACCUUAUGUCAGCAGCCCGGAAGAUUGCUGAACAAAAGAAACUUGAGGGUGUGAUUGAUUACCAAAAGCUCUAAGCGCUGUAAACAAUUAAAAAAGACAGAAACGGAGAGGGGAGGAAAUGAAAGAAUGUGCGCACGUACAUAGUAUCUGUAAAUACUUUUUCGCGCAUUCACUCUCUCUCCCUCACCCUCCAUCCAGCACAAGGAUUUCUCUCUCUCUCUUUCUUCCCCCCUUUCCCGCCUCUGUAUUAGAGCUCUCGCAUUCAAGGCUCAUUCUUCACGUUGUAUCACGACCUCUUGAACAGCCGCUGGCCGCUUCAGUGCCUUGGAACGGCUGUGUGGCAUGAACGAAAGACAUACAUGGUUGUUAUGAAAAGAUGAAAACGAAGCGACGAGGAUGACAACGACGACGACGACAACUAAAAUAAUGCUAACGUGUGAAAAAAAAGGGAACGGUGAAGGAGGUUAGAAGUUCCACGGUGUGUCCGUCUAAUGUUGCGUUUGUAUGAAUGGGUGCGAGCAGCUGUACUGAAACGACAGUCGUGGCAGACGAUACCCUGCUUCUGCUACUCGGACUGCUGAGAGAUGGCUGCUACGCUGCUGUUGCGUUUUAAACCUGGUCUUCAACGGCCUCAAAGGCAGACUCGAUGGGAGGCUCCAUCAAAACGGCGUGAGCCAAAACUACAACCGUCGACUGUCCAAUGAGCCACAUAAGUGUCAUGAUAGGGGAAGCAAAGAAACUGAGCGUAAUCAUAGUGCAGGCUAGGAUCGUGUACAGUUGUGAGUUCUUCAGCACCAAGGGACCGAUCAUCAGAUCAGCACCCUCAAGCUUCCGGAUACCGUAGGUGCCUGCGGCACCAAGAAUGAGGACGAGAAGCAAAAUCCAGUUCGUCAAAAGAGCGUUUAAAGUCAAAAGACCGACAACGACAGCGUAGUUGGCUGAAUACCGUGACAGAUUAAACACAACUCGUGUUUGAGCAUCGCUGUAGUUAACGGGACGUGACAAACGUCGAACAUUUAAAAACUCACUGUACGGUCUCAAGCUCGACAGAUGAGUUUGCUAUUACGUUUCGUUAGCAACCUUUGAAAGUAGCAUUCUACAGAGGGAGCUCAUGACUUGGAAGUUCUUUGUCAUCCACCACGCAACAAGAACAGUACAUGAUGACGGACUAAUAAGUCCCUCAACGCGUUUUAUCCUUCAUAGUCUCGUCGUGUUCUCAAUCUAUCGGCCAUAACCUGCCUGUCCCCUUCCAAUUCAAAUCGUACAUACCCGAAACCGCUUCAAUUCAGCCCAUUUAUCGUAGAAAAUGUUCAUCGAGGUACUUGAUAUAUUCGACAUGUUUAACAGCA